AUGCCUUCCGUUUCUAAUCCUAAUGCAACUCCACAAACACCAAUCACCAAUCAAUCAAUCCCUUCGGUUUCUAAUGCAACUCCACAAACACAAUGCUCUAACCAACCUAAUGAUAAUGUUGACUUGAAGGAUCUUCCAAAGGACCCGGCGGAUAGGCCAUUGAUUACAAGUUACAAACCAAAUAUAAGAGAUGAUGUAAGAAGAGCAUAUUUGCUUCAAGGACCGUGUCAAGAUAGUGCAUAUUGUUUAUAUUGUUAUUUGUGUGGGAACCUCAUGGGACAAAAAGGAGGGAGAGAUGCAUUUGUUUCUCAAGAAAAUGCUCCAGAAAACAAUCAACUAAUUUCCCCUAAAAUUCAAAAAGAACUUGUGCAAUGUUUUGCACAAGAAGUACUUUUGAGUUUUCAUGAAGAGAUUGGUCAAGAUGUUUUUGCUUUACUAGUUGAUGAAUCUAGUGAUGUUUCAAAAAAGGAACAAAUGGCUAUUGUUUUGCGUUAUGUCGAUACUCUUGGCUUUGUGAAAGAAAGAUUCAUAGGUCUAGUGCACGUGAAGGAUACGUCUUCUUUGACACUCAAAAACGCCAUAAAUGAAGUACUUACAAGUAAUAAGUUGAGUUUUAGUCAGAUAAGAGGACAAGGUUAUGAUGGGGCUAGCAAUAUGCGAGGGGAAUUCAAUGGUUUGAAAGCUUUGAUAUUACAAGAGAAUGACACGGCUUUUUAUGUACAUUGCUUUGCACACCAACUUCAAUUAGUAGUUGUGGCUGUAGCAAAGAAGCAUGAUGGUGUUAGUGACUUUUUUGAGCAAAUUUCGUUGGUGGUUAAUGUAGUUUGUGCAUUGUGUAAAAGAAAAGACUUACUACGAGAGCAAGCAAGAGAAAGGGUGCAAAAAGGCUUGUGUAGUGGUGAAAUUGAAACCGGAAGAGGGUUAAAUCAAAAGACUACACUUGUUCGAGCGGGAGAAACAAGAUGGGGUUCACAUUUCAACACACUCACAAGUUUGAUGAAGUUAUUUGCGGAUGUUCUUGUAGUUUUAGAUUUUGUGAAAGAUGAGGGAGGGUCAUUGGCAAACCGUCAACAAGCAUCUGGAAUCUUAGCAUAUUUUAAAUCAUAUGAGUUCGUGUUUUACUUACAUAUGAUGUAUGGCAUUUUACACCUCACGGGUACAUUGUCAAAGCAACUUCAAAGAAAAGAUCUAGACAUUUUAGAAGCGGCUUCGAUGGUUAGAGGGACAAUGGAGGCAUUGCAAUCUUGUAGAAACAUAGGGUUUGAUAGCAUUUUGCCAAAAGUAUCCUCUUUUUGUGAAACACACGAAAUUGAUACUUUGGAUAUGGAAGAGUUGUAUAUUGGUGCGAGAAACCGUAGGACUACAAAGACUAAUAGGUUUCAUUUUGAGGUUGAAAUCUUCAACACGGUGGUAGAUAUGCAACUUACAGAAUAUCGGGAUCGAAUUAGUGAAACAAGCACCCAAUUACUAGAAUACAUGGGUGCUUUGAGCCCUUGUGAUUCAUUUGCACAAUUUGACAAAUCAAAGUUAUUGAAGUUGGGUAAGUUAUACAAGUAUGACUUUGAUGAUUCAUAUAUGAUAGACCUUGAAGGACAACUUGAGAUAUUUUAUCACUCUUGCAUCAAAGAUGAGCGCUUCGCUAGUUUGAAAGGAGUUUUCGACCUUUCUCGUUUGAUGGUUAAUACGGGGAAGCAUCGAUCUUAUCCUUUGGUUUAUAAGCUAUUGAAGUUGGCUUUGAUAUUACCUGUAGCGACCGCAAGUGUAGAAAGAUGUUUUUCAAAGAUGAAGCUCUUGAAGACCGACUUGCGUAACAAAAUUGGCGAUGAAUUUUUGAACGACGCGUUGUUGUGUAAUGUCGAGACCGAAGCACUUGCGAAAGUUGAGAAUGAAAAAGUAAUGGAGCGGUUUCAAAAGAUGUCUGCACGAAGAGGACAAAUUUAA
Molecule: messenger RNA, 1941 nt
Organism: Lactuca sativa (garden lettuce)
Lineage: Eukaryota; Viridiplantae; Streptophyta; Magnoliopsida; Asterales; Asteraceae
Molecular function (GO): protein dimerization activity
Source: RefSeq, a predicted model, not a curated record